Molecule: messenger RNA, 1815 nt
Organism: Fomitiporia mediterranea MF3/22
Lineage: Eukaryota; Fungi; Basidiomycota; Agaricomycetes; Hymenochaetales; Hymenochaetaceae
Product: FAD/NAD-binding domain-containing protein
Exons: 5
Coding region: 1-1815 (604 amino acids)
Biological process (GO): amino acid catabolic process
Molecular function (GO): polyamine oxidase activity; L-amino-acid oxidase activity
Source: RefSeq, a predicted model, not a curated record
AUGAUUGACCUGGGUCCGGAAGCUAGAUCUGACGCAUUGGCACACUAUGCAAGGAAUAUCAUCAAGAAUUUCCACCUCAAGCUCUCUAUUCCGAGUCUCCAAGUGACCGCUGCUCUGCCCACUGUACCUACUGUACUUGUGAGAGAGACUCACAAAGUUGGAAUCAUCGGUGCUGGCGUUGGCGGUCUUUAUGCCGCAAUGAUACUUCAAGACCUUGGCAUUCCUUACGAGAUUUUAGAAUCCUCCAACCGUUGGGGUGGGCGUCUAUUCACGCAUCAUUUCUCCGACGAGGAACAUGAUUACUUUGACGUCGGAGCCAUGCGCUUUCCCAAUACGCCGCUAAUGAAGCGCACGUUCGAUCUCUUCGACCGCCUCGAUAUCAAACGUGGAGGAAAACUGAUUAAAUACAUAUAUCAGAAUCCUGAAAACGUUUUCUUUUAUAAUUCGAUACGCAGGAAGCGCUCGGAUCCUGGUGUCACAACAGCGAAUGAGUUCCAGAUCACUGAUGUCCCCGAGAAAUAUGGUCAGACCGGAUGGGAUAACCUUGUUAAGAACGUUAUUAGCCCUUUUGCUAAGACUCUCGCCGAUGAUGUCACUAACGGUGGGGACGAGGGGUGGAAGUUGAUGAUGCAAUACGACAUAUACUCUACCCGAGCCUACAUGGCAGGAAACCGUUCGGACGCCAAACCAGAACUGGACGAGCUGAAGAUGAUGCCUUACCCGCUGGGUGUAGUGAACUGGCUUGAGACGUUCGACACUUCCACAGGUCAAUACGAUGCCGCACUAUCUGAGGAAGUUAUGGAUAGUCUUGCGUUCGCGUUUCCCGAAGAGGACGCAAAUGCAACUGUUGACUGGUAUUGCGUGGAUGGAGGGUCAAGUGUUAUCGCUGAUACCAUGGUUGCUAAACUCAAUCUAACUCUAGGGGACAGGCUUUACCUUGACACUCCUGUUACCGGUAUUGCACUUCUUAAAGAGCCAACUCCAACAGUUACAGUCUCCCUAGACGAUGGCAGUCAACGCUCAUAUUCCCAUGUGAUCACUACGGCUACACUUCCAUGCCUGCGAACCAUGGAUCUCACCGGAGCAGAGCUCGACUACAUGCAAAAGUCAUCCCUCCGCGAGUUAGCGUACGGACCAUCUACAAAGAUCGGUAUCAAGUUUAAGUCGAAUUGGUGGGAGAACGAUACUAUUAUGAAGCAGCUCGGAGCAUCUGGAGCGAUUGUCGGUGGGCAGUCGCAAACGGACAACAUGGCUCGUACAAUCGUUUAUCCGUCGUAUGGCGCAACCAGUGGCAGGAAGUCUACAGUGUUGAUCGCUAGCUAUGCUUGGACAGCCGAUGCGAACGCGCUUUCAGCACUCAUGGGUGACGACGACAAAUCAAAGGCUUUACUUAAGCGAAGGAUUUUGCAAGACCUUGUAGCCGUACAUGGCUUCCAGCCCGAAGAGGGCUAUGAUUUCUUGGAGAAACAGUACGUAGAGGCUUUCCCAUGGAGCUGGGGAAGAAAUCCUUAUACGAUGGGCGCGUUUGCAAAAUUCGGACCAGGUCAGUUUGCUGACCUUUAUCAACACUUGACUCGCCCUGCUGCUGAAGGGAGACUACAUUUCGCUGGGGAGGUCAUCAGCGAUCGGCAUGCCUGGGUGGUCGGUGCUCUUGAAGCAUCAUACAGGGCGGUUAAGGAGAUCAUUAUGCUUAGCUAUCCAGAGAAGCUGGAUGACUUUGAGAAUAGGUGGACACUGCAUGACAAGGAGUGGGCGGACGGGUCCUUGGAGAGGCAGAUCCUUGUCUCGAUUCACCGUGUGUUUAAAGAUAAUUGA